Molecule: messenger RNA, 2041 nt
Organism: Drosophila albomicans
Lineage: Eukaryota; Metazoa; Arthropoda; Insecta; Diptera; Drosophilidae
Gene: Ilk
Product: integrin-linked protein kinase
Exons: 5
Coding region: 149-1495 (448 amino acids)
Biological process (GO): protein phosphorylation; cell-matrix adhesion; substrate adhesion-dependent cell spreading
Cellular component (GO): stress fiber; focal adhesion
Molecular function (GO): protein binding; ATP binding; protein kinase activity
Source: RefSeq, a predicted model, not a curated record
CAGUCAUUGCAAUAACGAAAGAAUAACAAGAGCAGCGCAUAACAACUGCUGCAAUUUUAGAGUUUUUUAACGUAUUUAAAUGUAAAUUAAGUGCAAUUCGUAUUAAAAACAUUACAAAGAGUGUAUAACAAACGCGUGUAUUGCAAAUAUGGAGGAUAUAUUUCAUUGGUGCCGCGAGGGCAACUCAAUUCAAGUGCGCCUCUGGCUGGAUGAGACGGAGCAUGAUAUGAAUUUGGGCGAUGAUCAUGGCUUCAGUCCACUGCACUGGGUGGCAAAGGAGGGCCAUGUGAAGCUGGUUGAGACGCUGCUGCAACGCGGCGCACGCGUCAAUGCCACCAACAUGGGCGACGACAUUCCCCUUCAUUUGGCAGCCGCCCACGGCCAUCGCGAAGUCGUCCAAAUGUUGCUGCGCGAGCGAUCGGAUGUGAAUGCGGUGAAUGAGCAUGGCAACACACCGUUGCAUUAUGCCUGCUUCUGGGGCUACGACAUGAUUUGCGAGGAUCUGUUGAAUGCCGGCGCCUUGGUCAGCAUAGCCAACAAGGAUGGACACACGGCCGUGGACAAGGCAAAGCCAAGUCUAGGCAAGCGCAUUCAAGAUCUGGCGGAGAAGAGUGGUCAAGAGUUGAAGGUCAUCAGCUUCAAGGAGCAGAGUUGGCUGGGCAUGAAGACACGUUCCCGCGAUGCCACCUUGUCACGGUUUAAGGGCAUCAGCAUGGGCGAUCUCGACUUGCACACCAAACUGUCGGUGACGCCCUCGGGAGAAACUUGGCGUGGUCGCUGGCAGAAGAACGAUGUGAUUGCCAAGAUUCUGGCAGUGCGUCAGUGCACAUCGCGCAUUUCGCGUGACUUCAACGAGGAGUUCCCCAAGCUGCGCAUCUUCUCGCAUCCCAACAUUUUGCCCAUCAUUGGUGCCUGCAAUUCUCCGCCGAAUCUCGUGGUUAUUAGUCAGUUCAUGCCACGCUCUUCGUUGUUCAAUCUGUUGCAUGGCGCUUCGGGCGUUGUGGUGGACACCAGUCAAGCUGUGCACUUUGCCCUGGACAUUGCCCGAGGCAUGGCUUUCUUGCACUCGCUGGAACGGAUCAUACCGACGUAUCAUCUGAACAGUCAUCAUGUGAUGAUCGACGAUGAUCUGACGGCACGCAUCAAUAUGGGCGAUGCGAAGUUCUCGUUCCAGGAGAAGGGACGCAUCUAUCAGCCGGCCUGGAUGUCGCCGGAGGCGCUGCAGCGUAAGCCAGCGGAUCGUAAUUGGGAGGCGUCUGAUAUGUGGAGCUUUGCUGUGCUCAUCUGGGAGCUGACAACUCGCGAGGUGCCAUUUGCCGAAUGGUCACCCAUGGAGUGCGGCAUGAAGAUUGCGCUCGAGGGACUGCGAGUCAAGAUACCCCCGGGAACUUCAUCGCACAUGGCCAAAUUAAUCUCGAUUUGCAUGAAUGAGGAUCCAGGCAAGCGGCCCAAGUUCGAUAUGGUUGUGCCCAUUCUGGAGAAGAUGAAGAGAUAAUCCCAAAUCGCACACAGUCCCACAAACACAAUAGACUCGUCUUAUUUUUUGUAAAACAAAGGGUCUUAAAAAUUACGAAGCCAAAAUGUGCCUGUUUACAAACUGUGUAGCUAAAUCUGAAUAAUGUGAGUUGGAGCGGAGUGAAGUGAAAGGAACAGAGCUCUCUCGUUUGAUGUGUUUGCCAACUAAUUAUAAUUACUACUUUGUGUUAAUUAACUGCAACGGAAACUGAAAUUUAACUGAAAUCUAACAGACACCGCCACAAGUGCCUUGAGUCUACAAAAUCCAUUCAAAUAUUUACAGGUAAAGCUUUUAAGUUUUUUUUAUUCUCUAUCUCUCUCUCUUUUUGUGUAGUAUUUUAUGUGUCCCACUGUCCACGUUUUGUUCUUAUGAAUUUUGAUGAUGUUUUUAGACGGUGCUCGAUUUUGUCUACGUUGUAAGUUCAAUUAUAAAUACAAUUAACAGUUAAGCUUUUAAAGUACGUAUUUAUACAGCAUAUAUAUUUGUUACUAAUGAUUAAACGAAAUUUGUGUACCUAUAUAAAAA